CACCUUUACUUUAUUUACCACGUUACCGCUCUGGAAACCUGUUCCGUCUUCCGAGCGCAGGGUCUGAAGUGCGCGGUGGCUUUGAUAGUUCGGAACUUUUUUGUGUCCGUCCUGUGAGGAAAACACUUUUAAUCCGAAGUAAUUAGGUGUAAUUAAAAAAGACUUUGAUGCGCGCAGUUUGCAAAGUUGAAAGCAGCGUGGUCCUUUUCCGAGGCGGCACCCUCGAAGGCGACUCCUUGUUUAUCGGCUGGUUCUGAAAGUACUCGGAAAUCCUGGUGGGAAUAGCACAACUGCGGCUAUGGCUUACUCUGACUGAUUUCAACAGAUGCGAUUUUUUACGUUUGUAUUCUGGCGUUGGACUUAAAGCUGUUAAGGGGAUUUCAGUUCCAUCAGUAUUUUAACGUUACUGGGAUAUUGUUAAACGACUCCUAACAAAAUGCCGGAUCAAAUUACAGUCUCGGAAUUUAUAGCUGAGACCAAUGAAGAUUACAAAGCGCCCACUACUUCAAAUUUCACCACUCGCAUGUCUCAUUGUAGGACCACAGUUGCCGCUUUGGAAGAGGCUCUGGACGGAGACCGCAGUGUGCUGCAGAGGAUGAAGAAGUCCGUGAAGGCCGUCUGCAACUCUGGCAUGGGCCACGUGGAAAACGAAGAGCAGUAUACUCAGGCCCUUGAAAAGAUAGGGGAAAAUUACCUCACCAAAGAUGAUAACACCAUGGGCUCAGCCUUCCUCAAGUUUGCCAUUUUCACCAAGGAGCUUGCUGCCCUGUUCAAGAACCUGUUUCAGAAUAUGAACAAUAUUAUCACAUUUCCCUUGGACAGUCUGUUGAAAGGAGAUUUGAAAGAGGUGAAAGGGGACCUCAGAAAGCCUUUCGACAAGUCCUGGAAAGAUUAUGAAACAAAACUAACCAAGCUUGAAAAGGAGAAGAAGGAACAUGCCCGACAGCACGGCCUGAUCCGAUCGGAGAUCAGUGGGGGGGAGAUUGCCGAGGAUAUGGAAAAGGAGAGGCGCUAUUUUCAGCUGCAGAUGUGUGAGUAUCUCCUCAAAGUAAACGAAAUAAAGGUCAAAAAGGGGGUGGACUUGCUACAGAAUCUCAUUAAAUACUACCAUGCCCAGUGCAACUUCUUCCAAGACGGACUGAAGGUGGUCGACAGCCUUAAACCUACAUUGGAGAGACUGACAACCGACUUGACGACAAUCAAGCAGGCACAAGACGCAGAGAGGAAGGAGCUCUCCCAGCUACGUGAUGUCCUGAAAUCUUCGCUUCAGGUGGAGCAGAAGGAGGACUCCCAGGCACGGCAGAAUUGUGGGUACAGCCUGCACCAGCUGCAAGGCAACAAGGAUCAUGGUACGGAGCGUAGCGGCACCCUCUACAAGAGGAGCGAGGGCAUCAGGAAGGUAUGGCAGAAGAGGAAGUGCUCCGUGAAGAAUGGCUUCCUGACCAUUUCUCACGGGACGGCGAACAGACCACCAGCAAAGCUAAAUCUGCUGACAUGCCAGGUGAAGCGAAGUCCAGACGAGAAGAAAUGCUUUGACCUCAUAUCCCAUGACCGGACGUAUCACUUUCAAGCAGAGGAAGAGCAGGAGUGUGAAAUAUGGAUCUCAGUCCUGCAGAACACUAAAGAGGAAGCUCUGAAUGCUGCCUUCAAAGGUGACCAGGAAGUCGGAGAGAAUAACAUUGUGCAGGAGCUGACCAAGGCCAUCCUGGGCGAGGUGAUGAGGAUGCCGGGGAACGAUAUCUGCUGUGACUGCGGAGCUGCCAAUCCCACAUGGCUGUCCACAAACCUGGGUAUCCUGACAUGCAUUGAGUGUUCAGGAAUCCACCGGGAGCUCGGUGUCCACUACUCCAGGAUUCAGUCCCUCACACUGGAUGUUCUUGGAACAUCUGAACUUCUGCUGGCUAAGAACGUAGGCAACUCUGGCUUCAAUGAGAUCAUGGAGGCCUGCCCAUCAAAAGAAGGUGUGCUGAAGCCCAAUCCCAGCAGUGACAUGCAGAUGCGGAAGGACUACAUCACAGCCAAGUACACAGAGAAGGCUUUUGUGCGCAGGAAGUACCCCGACACAGCAUCCAGGCUGCUUGCCCUGUGCAGAGCAGUAAAAGAGCAUGACAUCUUCUCCGUCAUCCAGCUGUACGGUGAGGGGGUGGACCUGAUGGAGGCCCUGCCGCUCGCCAAUGAGCAUGAGCCAGGAGAAACGGCGCUUCACUUUGCCGUCCGGCUGGCAGACCGGACCUCCCUGCACGUUGUGGACUUCCUGGCUCAGAACAGCGGCAACCUGGACAAGCAGACGGCCAAAGGCAGCACAGCCAUGCAUUACUGCUGCCUCACCGACAACAGCGAGUGCCUCAAACUGCUGCUCAGGGGCAAAGCCGUCACGGACAUCGCUAAUGAGGCUGGAGAGACUCCUAUGGACAUCGCCAAGCGGCUGCGGCAUGAACAGUGCGUGGAGCUGCUGAACCGGUCACUGGCUGGGAAGUUCAACGCCCAUGUGCACGUGGAGUACGAGUGGCGCCUGAAGCAUGAGGACCUGGAUGAGAGCGACGAGGAUCUGGAGGAGAAGCCGAUCCUGCCAAGGCGGGAGGACCGUCCAUUCCUCUCCGUGAUGCCAGGCCCAGGCCCUGGUUCCGGCCCCAUUCAGCCCCAGCUGGCCUCUCUGGCCCGAGAUGCUGCCAGCCUGGUCCGGGACAAGCAGAGGGGAUUCAUCCCCAGCAUCAUCAAUGAGACCUAUGGCACCUACAUGGACUCCCCUCCCCCGCCACCUCCCCCUCCCCCCAACUUUCCUGUUCCCCCGCUGCCCUCUCGACCCACAAUCAAAGUCCCAUUACCUGGAUUUAUUGGUGUGGUACCCACCAUUGGUGGAGGAGGGUGGAAGCCAGGGCCAGGGGAUACGGAGGCGGUGGGCAGCCAGAGGACCAGCUCUGAGCAGGCCGGUCCUGCCCCCACCUCGCUUGUUGUGCCUCCAUCAAUCCAGAUAGGACCACCAGCGCUUCCAGUUCUUCCACCAGUACCACCAUCAUUACCACCAUCAGUGCCAACCCCACCCAUGCCUCCACCACCACCUCUUCCUCCAGUCAAACCUGCUUUGCUUCCACCCUCAAGAAAGCCUACCCUGGUGCCAGGCCUGCCCCCUGGGAGAACUGCAGUACCUAAAUCCCCCUCUAGCAUGGAUAAUACUUUUCCAAAGUUGCCCACAACCAAGCCUGUGUCACCGAAGAGACCAGCAGGCAAAGGAGCAUCCAGCUCCCCACUGGAUGCCUCUGAACAGACCCCACCCCCACCUCCCGUACCCAGGCCGACCUACCUAAAACAGAAACCCAAGCGCGUAAAGGCCAUAUACAACUGCAGAGCCGACAACCCAGACGAGCUGACCUUCUCCGAGGGAGAGGUGAUUGUGGUCGAAGGGGAGGAGGACCAAGAGUGGUGGGUCGGCCAUGUGGAGAACGACCCGAAGCGGAGGGGCGUGUUUCCUGUGACCUUCGUACACUUCAUCACGGACUGACUGACACACAUCAGUCAAGGGGCAGGAUUUGGUGGGGGAACUGUACUCUAAUAAGUCUGCACAGUUUGUGUGUGUGUGUGUGUGUGUGUGUGUGUGUGUGUGCGUGCAUUUAUAUGUUUGUGUGUUUGUGCUUCUGCAACUUUCACUUCUCUUCCUGCAAAGUUACAUACAGCUGAGAACUUUUUUUCCCAAAGGUUUUAAAAAGCAGCAAAAGUUUAUGCUAAAAUGAAAUUUUGCAAGGAAAAUAUAAUUUCGUAUCAGUGCUGAAUCUGAAUUACAGUGACAUAGGGAAAAAUACAGCUGGAUACAGGAAUGCGUGAGAAGGUGUGAAUGUUUCAUUAUUUCUCUCUGAGAAUCACCCAGCACGGUGAACAUGGCAGGUCCACAUUUCCCUUUGGCUUUAAUGAAAGUAAUGAUUCAUUAAUUUCCAUGAAUCUGCCAUAGAAAAAUUCUUUCAGACAGUUUUUGUACAGUUUUUAACAGUUUACCUUUUAUAUUAUACUGUUAUUUUGUGUGUUUAGUUCCAGUUCUGGGAAAAGCCAUAAGAUUUUUAUAUGAGAAUAUUCUCCACUUGUCCCAUUACGUUCCAACUGGGAAAUCCUGCUGAAGCCCAUUAUCUAAAUGCAAGUUGUUCUGCUAACACGUGUAUGGCCGGUAGAUGGACUGCUGGAAUACUCACCAGUUAUUCAGUAUUGACACACUCUAGGCCACUCAUUUACUAGCUGAAUGAACGAGUCUAACUUCACAUUAACGCACUCUGACACAGUAAAUGAGCCUGAGACCGGCUCAUUAGCACUGGGUAACUCUGACUGAUGCAGGGUCCUUACCGCAGCCCCUCUGCACCUUCUGUAGUGGUGGUCAACUCAAGGAAGGACAUCCCGUCAUGGCCAGGAGCAACAGGGAUGCAUCUGAGGACGAGAGGGGACCAUUCUUAGUAUCACUGCUGAAGGCAGAUGGGACUGGCUCUCUCAGAAAAGGUUCUGUGGACCUUAAUCUCCAACACUGCCUGACAGACUCUUACCACAUAUAUGCAGCAGAUUGCUGCAGUGUCAGGGGUCCACAUGUCAACAAGUAACAGGUGCCAAGUUGGUGAGAAAUCUUAAUAUGAGAUCCUAAUAAUGAAUAAUUGGUAUGGUGUUUUGAAAGCUAUGUACAUUUUAUAUUUAAGUAGUUUGUGUAUUGACUGCUCCCUGUGAUGGGUUAUUCCCUGCAUUGCAUUCUGGGAUAGACUCUGCACCACUGCGAUCCCCAAACAGGACAAGCGGGUACAGAAAAUAUAUGGAUAGAUAGUAUGCAUGAUCUAGAAUUUACCCUUUGGUGCGGAGAUGCAUUUAGAUGAAACAUGGCUGUUUUUACUGUCCCUUUGUGUUGCUUAGUCAAAGUCCUGUAAAUAUCUUCACUUUUUAAAACAUGAACAUAGUGGGACCCCCAGAUCCACGGUUUCAGUUAUCUGCAGUUUACCGUGGUCCAAAAAGUUUCAAGCCAUGCACCAUACACAUAUAGGCUGUAAGCCAGUAAGUACUCAUAAUAGCUAAGAUAUUUUUAAACAAAUUAUUCUCAUUAGAGGUUAUAUACAGGUACAUGAUACAAUAUUUUUCAUUGUAAAGUGUGUAACAACAGCCUAUGUUUUUUCAUUGAUCCUUUGUUGUUUCAGGAGUAUAAAACGCAUGAUUUUCACUGCUGCAUCCCUUGAUACAUGAUAUUUUUUAAUUGCUAUACUGACUCUUGAGAAUUAGGCUAAAACGUCAGAAUCCCUUUCAUUUGAGAGAGUACAGUACUGUACUAUGCAAUGUACUUUACCAACAGUAAAUACAGUAAUAAUGUCUUACUGUGUAUAAAUUAUCAAACUUUACCAUAAGUAAAUACACUGCAAUCAUGUUCUAUAUCGGGUUUGGAAAUGGUUCGCUAUUAUCCACGGUUUUCACUAUCCGUAGUAGGUCUUGCAACGUAUCACCCACGGAUACUGGGGAGCUAAUAUAUUGUUACUUUGGCCUGACACAAGAAGGAAACCCAAUAAUAAUAAACUGUAAAAUAUGUGGGGAGAUUAAGGUACUGCGAUUUGUACAUGAAUAUGGGAAACUGAAACCAGAAAAAAAUGCAUCAUUGUUAAUAAACAUUGUCCUGUUUAAUAAUGA
This is a messenger RNA of Brienomyrus brachyistius, 5634 nucleotides long. It is a transcript of the gene asap2b, whose product is annotated as ArfGAP with SH3 domain, ankyrin repeat and PH domain 2b. The coding region runs from base 437 to 3499 and encodes 1020 amino acids. The transcript is spliced from 28 exons. The record is from RefSeq and is a predicted model, not a curated record. Gene Ontology annotation, cellular component: cytoplasm. Gene Ontology annotation, molecular function: protein binding; GTPase activator activity. NCBI's taxonomy places the organism in Eukaryota, Metazoa, Chordata, Actinopteri, Osteoglossiformes, Mormyridae. Gene Ontology annotation, biological process: positive regulation of GTPase activity.